AUGAGGACAGCCAGGCGGGCCAGCACCGUGGAGGUGCCCUCCUUCCUCCGCCAGCUAGCCAAGGAGACAGAGAAGAUGGUCACCUUCUUCUUUAAGGGGGGACAGAGAGAUGGCCAAGAGGGGAGCGAAGAGGACUCCAGUGAUGAGGAUAACGGGCCGAGCGUCUACCUGGACCGGCCCGUCCUGGAUAAGCACACGGCCGAGGGGAGGUCUCAGUGGGGGGUGAACUAUGCAACGGCCAGCAUGCAGGGCUGGAGGGCGCAGAUGGAGGACGCCCACACCUGCAUGCCGGAGAUGGGAGGAGAGCUGGCGGAGUGGGGCUACUAUGCAGUGUUUGAUGGACACGCUGGCAACACGGUGGCACAGUACUGCUCCCAUAACCUGCUGCAACACAUCCUCGCUACAGGGCGCGUAAAGGCAGAGGAGGACCCUGACGACGUGAAGGAGGGGAUCAUCGAGGGCUUCCUGGCCAUUGACAGCCACAUGCACACACUGACGCGCCAGGAAUGCUGGGAGCGCAGCGGCUCCACGGCGGCCGCCGUCAUGCUCUCGCCGCAGUACGUCUACUUCGUCAACUGUGGCGACUCGCGGACGCUCCUCUGCCGCGACGGCCAGGUCAUCUUCUACACGGAGGACCACAAGCCCUUCAACCCCAGGGAGAAGGAGCGGAUACAGAACGCGGGCGGCUCGGUGACCCAGCAUAGGGUGAACGGCUCCCUGGCUGUGUCCAGGUCCCUGGGAGACUUUGACUUUAAGGAGGUGGACUGGAGGUCCCAGACUGAGCAGCUGGUCUCCCCAGAGCCAGAGGUGUACGAGCUGGAGAGGUCCCCGCAAGACGAGUUCCUCAUAGUGGCUUGUGACGGAGUGUGGGACGCCAUCGGCAACGAGGAGCUGUGUGCGUUCGUCCACAGUCGCCUGCAGGUGUGCGAUGACCUGAGGGAGAUCUGCAACCAGGUCAUUGACCUCUGCCUCUAUAAGGGUAGUUUGGACAACAUGAGCAUCAUCAUCGUGACCUUCCCUGGUGCACCCCAGGUGUCACAAGAGGCCCUACAAAAAGAGGCCGAGCUAGAGACGAUCCUCGAAGCCAAAGUGGAAGAGAUUAUCAACUUGCUAAAGUCACGGGACAAGGACCCUGACCUGCUGUACGUGAUGAAGUUUCUGGUCUCUGAGGACAUACCUGGCCUGCCACCAGGGGGGGGAGUCACCAGCAAAAGAGACUGUGUCAUCUCUGCAUAUCAGAAGUUUGUAACGCCCUUCAGAUCUCUGGAACCGAUGGACAUCGGAGGAUCUGAAGAGUCCAACUAG
Oncorhynchus masou masou (cherry salmon) is the source of this 1305-nucleotide messenger RNA. RefSeq names its product protein phosphatase 1A-like. The transcript has 6 exons. The coding region runs from base 1 to 1305 and encodes 434 amino acids. Gene Ontology annotation, biological process: positive regulation of canonical Wnt signaling pathway; peptidyl-threonine dephosphorylation; positive regulation of canonical NF-kappaB signal transduction. Gene Ontology annotation, molecular function: magnesium ion binding; protein serine/threonine phosphatase activity; manganese ion binding. Gene Ontology annotation, cellular component: nucleus; cytosol. NCBI's taxonomy places the organism in Eukaryota, Metazoa, Chordata, Actinopteri, Salmoniformes, Salmonidae. The record is from RefSeq and is a predicted model, not a curated record.